GAACGAGAACUCGUUCGCCCUGUACGUUUGACCGCUGCCUGUGUCCUACAGUUAGCCUUAGCGGCUAGCCUGCUAAAUGCUAAUAUUGCCGAGCUAACGUUUUCACGUCAGCUUGGCUGUAGAGAAACAUAUAACUAGUAUUAAUGUUAGACUGACGGAUAUUAUUCUGUGGAGAACUUUAAUAAAGAUGCUGUUUUGCGUUUUAAGGAUGUUCUGUUGAAGAUGUCUUUGAAUGAGGAGGGGUACGUGGUUCGGAUCAGAGGACUUCCCUGGUCCUGCACACAGGAAGAGGUGGCCAGUUUCUUCUCUGAUUGCGACAUUGUGGGGAAAGUAAAUGGGGUAUGUUUCACAUACUCAAAAGAAGGCCGUCCGAGUGGAGAGGCAUUUAUUGAACUGAAAACAGCCGAGGAUUUCAAGAAUGCACUCUCCAAGGACCGGAAAUACAUGGGGCACCGAUAUAUAGAAGUGUUCAAGUCAAACCGUAGUGAGAUGGACUGGGUGCUGAAACGUAGCGGUCCUGCUGACUAUGACAGCUGCAGUGGCUGCAUGCUGAGACUUAGAGGCCUGCCCUUUGGCUGCAGUAAGGAGGAGAUUGUUCAGUUUUUCUCAGGGUUGAGAAUCGUGCCAAAUGGGAUAACUCUGCCAGUGGACUACCAGGGGAGGAGCACAGGGGAAGCCUUCGUGCAGUUUGCCUCAAAGGAGAUAGCAGAAAAGGCUCUGGGGAAACACAAGGAAAGAAUAGGGCACAGGUACAUAGAGAUUUUUAAGAGCAGUCGUAAUGAGAUCAGAGCCUACUAUGAGGUUCCCCGACGGGGAAUGGGAGCCCAGAGACCAGGGCCCUAUGAUAGACCAAUGAUGGGGGGCCCCAGGGGAGGAUUUUUUAGUCCUUCCCCUGGCCGUGGUGCAACAAUGAUGGAAAGCAUGAGGAGUGGAGGUGGUUAUGGAGGAGGUUACAGUGGCUUUGACACCUACAAUGGCUUCAGCAACUACUGUUUUGGCAAUGGCAUGUUUGAUGAGCGAGUGAGAGGAGAGAGGGGAGGAAGAGGGGUUGGAAGCCAUGGUUACAGUGGUCAGAGUGAAAGUGGCUCGGGCUUCCACAGUGGCCAUUUCGUCCAUAUGAGGGGUCUGCCUUUCCGUGCGACAGAGGGAGACAUCGCUAAAUUUUUCUCUCCUUUGAACCCGCUGAGGAUCCACAUCGAUAUGGCUCCUAACGGCAAGUCGACCGGAGAGGCGGACGUGGAGUUUCGCUCCCAUGAAGACGCUGUGGCCGCCAUGUCCAAAGACAAAAACCACAUGCAGCAUCGCUACAUCGAGCUGUUUCUCAACUCAACAGCCAGUGGCGCUGCUGAAAUGAGCCGUGGCAGCAGUGGUUACUAUGGUAACUCAGGAGGAGGCGGCUCGCGGAGCAGUGGGCUGCGAGGUGCAUACUGAUGAUGUCAUCCCACAGUCCCAAUCCAUCCUGGCGUUCCUGUCACGUCUCUUCAGGCCACAUUUAAUUAAUGAGCGUUUCUAAGCGGGAAAGUUGACGCGAAGUUCCUCAUUUUCUUUUUUUUAGGGCAGAUUGAAAAAAGUAAGACCCUAACAAGCCUUAACAAGUGACCCUAACAAGCACGAUUUCACAACACAGCUCGUCUGAGUUUAAAUGCCAGAACUGACGUAGGUGCUGAACAUGGUCGGUCAUGUUGAAGAUCCCGUGUUUUUUGAAACUGAAGAUUGCAGUUUCUAAAUUCAUACAAAUACAGAACAACAGUUGCAAAGAUGCAUUCUGUUUUUCAAAUUUUUUUUUUUUGGAAUGGCAUUGAGAGCAUUAUAUCUGAAUGUCAGUUUUCAGGUGCACUUUCAUUUUGUUUCAGUGCAGCAAGAAGAACUUAACCUCACAGCGCAACAGCUGUGGCAUUCAAUACGUAACGGGAAAAAGAAUUACCUGGCAACAUCGCUUUGAUUUGAUUGACUCAUUGCAAGUCUGCAUAUGUUGAAGUCUUAAAUAUCUUGAUUUAAAAAUGUGAUCAGAAUACAAUUGUGAUACACUGAUUCAAACUGGAUUUCAGAUCAGCUUUCCUGGUUCAGAAUGUUUUCUAAAUGUGAGCCCGUGUGUUUUUUUUUAUGAAUGUUUUCACAGUUCAUUACAGAAUUU
Messenger RNA from Archocentrus centrarchus (flier cichlid), 2134 nucleotides. It is a transcript of the gene hnrnph3, whose product is annotated as heterogeneous nuclear ribonucleoprotein H3 (2H9). Lineage: Eukaryota; Metazoa; Chordata; Actinopteri; Cichliformes; Cichlidae. The record is from RefSeq and is a predicted model, not a curated record. Gene Ontology annotation, molecular function: RNA binding. The coding region runs from base 223 to 1431 and encodes 402 amino acids. The transcript has 11 exons.